AUGCUUGUAGAUGUUAUGAGCGAUGCGUUUAAAGAACAGGCGGCACACGAAGAAAUGAUUGCAAGAAUUUUAAGUCGACCGUUCAAAGUCCCAAUCCCCGGAUAUGUUGGUAGUCAGCGGUUUUUGGGUCUUCGUAGGUCUGGAGUCAGGUGCUCGUUGUUCGAUCCAUAUGCUGAAGGCGCGCUUGUGCUGUACACUCCACGUGAACUCAGUGCGCAUGAGGCUUUAAAGUUGGACGAAAGUAAGAAGGAGGUGCAUGUAGUUGUAGACCCAGUACUGAGUUCAAUUCUGAGACCUCAUCAGAGGGAGGGUGUAAAGUUCAUGUUUGAUUGUGUAAUGGGUACAAGGAUACCGUUCUCAAAUGGUUGUAUAAUGGCUGAUGAGAUGGGUUUGGGGAAGACCUUGCAAUGCAUAACGUUGAUGUGGACAUUGCUGAGACAAGGUCCGGAUGCGAAGCCGACGAUUUCUUUAGCUGUGAUUGUAUGCCCAAGUAGUCUUGUUAAGAAUUGGGACAAAGAGAUCAAUAAGUGGCUUGGGGGACGUGUGAAUUCACUACCUGUCGAUUCUGGCAAGAAAGAGGAAAUUGAUAAGUGUUUGAAUCAGUUUAUUUCUCAGGUGGGGACGAGAUGUCCGACUCCUGUUUUAAUAAUUUCUUAUGAAACUUUUCGUUUACAUGCUAAUGUUCUUCUGCGGGGCGAAGUGGGCCUUGUUAUUUGUGACGAAGGCCAUCGUCUGAAAAACAGUGAUAAUCAAACAUACCAAGCUUUAUCUAGUUUGCAAUGCGUCAGAAGAAUUUUAAUUUCCGGAACGCCUAUUCAGAACGAUUUACUUGAGUACUACAGUUUGGUAAACUUUGUUAACCCCGGCAUGUUGGGCACAGCAGGUGAGUUUAAGAGAAAGUAUGAAAGUGUCAUUUUGCGGGGUCGAGAUGCAGAUGCUACUCAGUUGCAGCGUGAGAAAGGAGACGAAGCUUUAGCAGAAAUGGCAUCAGUUGUAAAUAAGUGUAUAAUUAGACGGACUUCUGCUUUACUCACUAAAUAUUUACCGGUUAAAUAUGAACUAAUAGUAUGUUGCAAGUUGAGUGAAUUACAAGAGAAAUUAUACCGCAAACUGGUCUCAUCAAAAGCAGUUAAGCAAGAGCAAUACAACGACGAUGCUAAAUUUACUGGAACAACGCUUUCCUUCAUCACUAAUUUGAAAAAAUUGUGCAAUCAUCCGCAAUUAAUUUAUGAAAAGUGUAAUCUUUUAUUUGAAGGUUGUAUAGACUUGUAUCCUUCGGGUUUCAACCAUCGGAAGUUUGACGCAGCAUUUUCUGGGAAAAUGAAAGUGUUGGAUUUCAUCCUAGCGGUUGCCAGGAAAACGACGGAUGACAAAUUUGUUUUGGUAUCUAAUUACACGCAGACCAUUGAUUCUUUUGAAGAGCUGUGCAAGCUUCGGCGUUAUGAUUAUGUGCGUUUAGACGGUAGCUAUUCGAUUAAGCAGCGUGCAAAAAUAGUUGAGGGCUUUAAUGAUCCAGAGAGUACUAAAUAUAUUUUUCUGUUGUCCUCGAAAGCCGGAGGGUGUGGCUUGAAUCUUAUUGGAGCUAACCGACUUGUCAUGUUCGAUCCUGAUUGGAAUCCAGCGAAUGAUGAUCAAGCUAUGGCUAGAGUAUGGCGUGAUGGUCAGAAAAAACAUUGUUUUAUAUAUCGUCUCUUGGCGACAGGGACUAUAGAGGAAAAGAUGUUUCAACGUCAAACUCAUAAGAAGGCCUUAUCUUCAUGUGUCGUUGACGAAGAAACAGAUGUUGCACGUCAUUUUAGCAAGAAUCAGUUGAAGCAUUUGUUUGAGUUGAAAACCGAUACUCCUUCAGACACACAUGACUCGUUGAAAUGCACGCGAUGUGUCAACGGAUUGGAGGGUCGCGAACCUCCUGAAUCGGCAGACACUGGGUCAGAUCUGAGCGAUUGGUAUCACAGCCAAAAAGAUUUCCGGAAAGUGCCGGACCAGGUCUUGAGAAGUGUAUUCGACUGUGGCAGCAUAACGUUUGCAUUCCAUCAGAAGUCCCAUGAGAAAGUUUACAGUUUUGAUGAGCAGCCAUAA
Enterobius vermicularis (human pinworm) is the source of this 2079-nucleotide messenger RNA. The record is from the annotation of a GenBank genome assembly. NCBI's taxonomy places the organism in Eukaryota, Metazoa, Nematoda, Chromadorea, Rhabditida, Oxyuridae.